GAAGUCAGAAAUGAAACCAGGAAGAGAAAGUCGCCGCUUAGCUUUCCGCAGUUUAGUAUUGGCUGAGUGAAAGCUGCUGAGAAAGAACAACAAUGUCAAACAAAACUUCACCUCCUCUAAACCAAGAACCUGCACCAACUCCGCAGCAAGAUGGAUAUGUGAACGGACCUAAUUAUGAGAAAGUUGGCAAGAUUAUAAUGGAAUGCAAGAGUGAAAGCUUCUGGUACAGAGCUUUGCCAUUAUCUAUUGCAAGUAUGCUUGCUACUCAAGGAUUGGUGUACAAAGGGAUUCUUUCACCUUCAAAGAGGUUUGGGUCGAUUCCUAAAGUCGCACUUGCUGGAGUUCUUGGUUUUGUGGUUGGAAAAAUCUCUUAUGUGGGAGCUUGUCGUCAAAAGUUUCAAAAUGCAGGCUUUCCCCCUUUUGGAACUUCAUUUCCUUAUGGAUUUAGAAACUUCCCUUUUGGUAGGCCCCAUCAUGGCUGUGACCAUCAUGACGGCAAAAAUAGACCCCAUGGAUUCCCAGACCAUUGGAAGAAAUCUCAAUAGACAACCCCGCCCAUAAACCCUGCUGACAUCAGUUCACAGGAUUCAUAAAGAAUUAAUACAUCGUCGUGCCUGCAACUUGGUGGAGAAAUUCUGUGGUGUAGCUCUCCUAUAUUCUAAACUAUCCUACUUUUAGCAUUUAAAAUGUUGCAUUAAUCUAAAUAAUGAGUAUAAAUAAUGUGCGGCAUGUUUUAUUCAUGGUGAUUUACAAACUACAAUUGCUAUAAAAAGAGUGAUUUGAAUUCAUCAGCUAUUUUACUAUACCAUGUAAUCAAUGGGCUAAUUUGUAUUUCUAAUGCUCUUUACAGAUUCCCAUAAUAAACUGGGACUUUUUAUCACA
Molecule: messenger RNA, 882 nt
Organism: Chiloscyllium plagiosum (whitespotted bambooshark)
Lineage: Eukaryota; Metazoa; Chordata; Chondrichthyes; Orectolobiformes; Hemiscylliidae
Gene: ociad2
Product: OCIA domain containing 2
Cellular component (GO): mitochondrial inner membrane
Source: RefSeq, a predicted model, not a curated record